CGAUCUACUAAAUUUCUCUAUAAAUUCAAUAACAAAAACCAGAAAAAUAAAAUAGAAAUAGAAAUACAAUGGCGCUGGCUAUGGCUAUGGCGACCAUAGCUUUCUCCUUCUUCUUCUUCUUCUUGCUUCUCUCAAACUUCGCUUCUGCAGACAGUGGAUUUGUGGGAAUAAAUUAUGGCAGAGUGGCGGACAACUUACCGCCGCCGCCGCAAGUGGUGAAGCUUUUACAGUCGAAAGGCGUAACCAAAGUCAAGCUCUACGACACUGACUCAACUGUACUUACUGCAUUCGCGAACUCCGGCAUAAGCGUCGUCGUCGCACUUCCCAACGAGGUUCUCUCCAACGCCGCGAACGACCAAUCAUUUGCCGACAACUGGGUUCAACUCAACAUCAGUAAAUUCUACCCCGCUACUAACAUUGAAGCCAUUGCAGUAGGUAAUGAGGUUUUCGUCGAUCCGAAGAACACGACACCGUUUCUCGUACCUGCUAUGACAAACAUUUACAACUCUUUGGUUAAAUAUAAGCUCGAUUCUGCUAUUAAAGUGUCUUCUCCGAUAGCUCUAAGCGCCUUGAACAACUCGUACCCGGCUUCCGCGGGUAUUUUUAAACCCGAAUUGGUCCCGGUCAUUAAACCCAUGUUAGAAUUGUUACGUAAAUCCGGGUCAUAUGUUAUGGUUAACAUUUACCCGUUUUUCGCUUACUCAGCGGACUCAAAAGAUAUAUCGUUAGAUUAUGCUUUGUUUAAAAACAACCCGGGUGUGGUGGAUUCGGGUAACGGUUUGAAAUAUUCUAACAUGUUUGAAGCCCAAGUGGACGCCGUUUACGCUGCUAUGUCAGCGAUCGGUUUCAACGACGUGAAGUUGACCGUUACAGAAACCGGGUGGCCUUCGCUCGGGGACGAGAAUGAGAUUGGCGCCAGCAAGGAGAAUGCAGCGUCGUAUAACGGAAAUCUAAUGCUCAGAGUUCACUCCGGUGGUGGGACCCCUGUCAGACCAAAUAAUCCACUCAACGUUUAUUUGUUCGCUUUGUUCAACGAAAAUCUGAAACCGGGUCCGACCUCAGAAAGGAACUAUGGUCUGUUUUACCCCAGCGAAGAGGAAGUGUAUGAUAUGCCAUAUGCAGAAAGCGAAGGGCAGUCUGGUAAUGCAACUACAAACCACGUUCAAGUUCCGAGCCCGACAACUAGCCCGGAUCCCAUAGUCCCAACGGCUUCAACAGGUACGUAUGAGACCCAAACCCCGACUUCAACCCCAAGCCCGACCCAGGCCCAGACUUGGUGCGUGGCAAAUGCUAAUGUUGAUGCGAACAAGCUGCAAACUGCACUAGAUUACGCGUGUGGGGAAGGAGCGGCUGAUUGCCGUCCAAUUCAACAAGGGGCCACGUGUUACGAUCCCAACACGUUAGAAGCACAUGCAUCAUACGCCUUCAAUAGCUACUAUCAGAAGCAGGGACGUAAGGCUGGAUCGUGCGACUUUGGUGGGACAGCCCGCGUAGUGAAGGAACAGCCUGAUUUUGGUGGGAAUUGCGAGUACCCAACAGGAUAUUGAAUUGAUUUCAAGCUUUUAGUCCAAGUUUUAGGUCCAUUUAUAAAUUAUGUAACGAUUUAUUCCGAAAUUGAUAUCGUAUUUUUGCAAAUAUUAGAGUUAAUUUUGGUAUUUUAGUGAUUAGGAAUAUAAUUAUUUUUUCCCUGAUAGAUAAAACGUACAUGAAAUUAUUGUUGAGACCAUAUAUUAAUGUGAUUUACAUUGUUUCUUUUGUAUUCUA
Molecule: messenger RNA, 1764 nt
Organism: Mangifera indica (mango)
Lineage: Eukaryota; Viridiplantae; Streptophyta; Magnoliopsida; Sapindales; Anacardiaceae
Product: glucan endo-1,3-beta-D-glucosidase
Exons: 3
Coding region: 69-1547 (492 amino acids)
Biological process (GO): carbohydrate metabolic process
Cellular component (GO): plasma membrane
Molecular function (GO): hydrolase activity, hydrolyzing O-glycosyl compounds
Source: RefSeq, a predicted model, not a curated record